Molecule: messenger RNA, 885 nt
Organism: Colletotrichum chrysophilum
Lineage: Eukaryota; Fungi; Ascomycota; Sordariomycetes; Glomerellales; Glomerellaceae
Exons: 2
Coding region: 1-885 (294 amino acids)
Source: RefSeq, a predicted model, not a curated record
AUGCUGUCCAGAUUAUUCGCAGGAAUGAGUCCCCGCCCAUCGGCCAGCAAGAUGGCUCGCAACAAGAGUGGUUCCAUCGGCGACAACAGAGCCGAUGCUGAGUCGAGCCCGCUCUCAGAUGGCUCGCGACCGGCGUCUCCUGACCUGUCUGCCAACCCUCUCGAAUCCCUCGAAACCGCUGAUGAUGCGCCCGGCCCCGAGCCAACGGACCUCCCCAGCCCGGAGGAGCCAGCAGCGGCUGAGCAACCGUCGAUCGACGUCCACCCAUCAACAGAGCAUGGCGAACCCGAAGAUCCUGCCGCCGAGGUGACUGACGAUGGGAAUAGCAGGGGAGGACGAGGCAAGCGGAAGAGAGCGGCGACGCAGUCGGGUCCCAAGGCCACGACCCCCCGGAAGAGGAAAGCCGUAAAAUCUGACGACGCUUCCGAGCCCGCGGUCAAAGACGCUGGGGAGCCCUCAGUGUCCGGCCCAAACUCGGACAACAAGCAAUACCCGGUCCACAAGAUCCUGGACUUCCGACGCGAGGGCGACGACGUCAAACUGCUGGUUCAAUGGGGAGGCAAAUGGCUACAUGACGAACCCACAUGGGAACCCGAGGAAGAGCUGUGGCACAGCUGCCGGAAGGUGGUCUCCAAGUUUUGGAGCCCGAGCGGGUGGAACAGGAGAAACCGCGUGCUGGGGUUGGACCCCGUCACAGGGCCGUUUAUCGUCAGCAGGAUCCUCGGCGAGAGGAAGAUGAACAAGGUCCGAGGUAGGGAACAGGGAGGCGUUGCAUAUUUGGUGGAAUUCGUGGGGUACGACAAGGCUGAGUGGACGCCGGAAAACUGCCUCCCCAGCGAUGCUAUCAAGGAAUGCAAGGCCGAGGGCAAGAGGGGAAAAAGGUAG